AUGGUUUUUUUGGUCGAGGACUCUAACACAGGAAGUGAGGUUGUGGGAAUAUCACUCCUCGUACAAGAGGACCGCGAGAUAUUUAAGUGGCUUAUUGAUGCGUUCAAAUUGAGUCACGAUAACCACUCACAAAUCAAGUGCUUUAUGGCCGAUAAGGAUUUACUAGAAAGAGACGUUUUGAGAGAAGUUUUCCCAAAUGUACCUAUUUACAUCUGUCGUUAUCACGUCCUGAAAACAUUUUCGCGACAAAUUCCUACUCGAAGAGGAGAAACACAAAUGAAAGAAAUUUGUCUAAAAUUAUUACAAGAUAUGGUUUAUAGUGGCUCAAUGGAGGAGUACACCAAAAUUUAUAAACUAUUAUGUGAAGUCGCAAAUAGAGAAAUUUUAGAAUAUUUCAACAAAAACUGGCACAACAUAUUUCAUGAGUGGACCGCGUUUAGUAUGCGGGACCAAAACUUAGGCAACUUCACUAACAACAGGUUAGAGUCAAUCAACAAGCACUUAAAAGCCGUGAUCCCCAAAAGAAGUUCACAGCUCCAAUUCUUAGGAUCAUUUUUCGUUUGGCUGCAGUUCCAUAACAAUGAAUCGGAUUAUAAAACGUCCAAUGCAUUUUUGAAGCAGCCAGUAGAUGCGACCAACUUACUUUUAGAUGAAAAAAAAUUUAUGGCCAUCUUAAUGCCAAUACCAUUCAAGAAAGUGAAAGAUGAAAUUGCAGCCUCUACGGACAGAAUUUUAGCUGUGAAAUAUUGCAUCCGAAAGAAGCAAUUUUCAGUAAAAGAAGCUGAAGAAACUUUCAAAGCUACGCCAACAGAUUGCGAAUGUAGUUUUCUUUCUUCUAUGGCCUCACUGCCUUGUAAGCAUAUUUUCGCUGUAAGAAAGUUUCUUAAAAUGCCACUAUUUGCUCCGGAGUUGUGUCCACAACGGUGGACCAAGGAAUCAAUGCUUGAAACGCACCCACGCCUCAGAGACAGUGGUAUUACCAAAAGUAGUACUAAAACGACACCUUUAUUAAGGCGUACGUCAAAGGAAGACAAACGCAGAAAGCUUAACGUUAAUGGAAAACGAAAAAUUAUGAAACCGAUUCUCGACGAUAUACUCGUAUCUUGCAGCGAGUCAUGUUCUUCCGACUUCGACAAGAAAAAACACCAACUUAUUUUAAUUCAAAAUGCAUGGAGACAAGGGCUGGACCUCGAAGUUAAAGUAAAAAAAGAUGGCAAAACGCAACAAGAUUCGCAAAUUGAAGAGCACUCAUUGCCUAGUUCAUUUAUUGAAAGCGUUUUGGAUAUAUCGCAAUUGUCGCUCGAUUCGGACAAAACUGCAUCGUAA
Messenger RNA from Rhagoletis pomonella (apple maggot), 1326 nucleotides. RefSeq lists its product as uncharacterized. The transcript has a single exon. Bases 1 to 1326 code for a protein of 441 amino acids. Gene Ontology annotation, molecular function: zinc ion binding. The record is from RefSeq and is a predicted model, not a curated record. Lineage: Eukaryota; Metazoa; Arthropoda; Insecta; Diptera; Tephritidae.